GGCUGCUCAGCGAAAUGGCUGCGUUCCUGCGAGCUCGUAAAUAUGUCCGCUGCGUUGUCCGCUUUUCCGACCGUGAACUGUAAACGCUCGCGCUGACCGCCUUUGGACAUUACAUGAAAUACUACUGACUAAGCAGUGAUGGCUGAAGAUAAUGCAGAUAUUGGAGGUAUGGUCGAGGAUGAAGAUGACAGCUCGGAUGAUCCAAAUCUUGAGCUGGAGCUCAGUGCGUUCAGAGCUCAAUGGAUGUCUGAACUCAAACCAAGCUCUGGGGCAAGUGGCACAAGUCACCAACUGCUGCAAGCUAAAGGUCUGAGAAGGACACAAGACAUUGUUCGGGAGGAGAAAGCCACCGAGUUGUUCUUGAGAGCUGUUCAGGAAGAGCAAAAUGGAGCUGUCUAUGAGGCUAUUAAGUUCUACCGCAUGGCUAUGCAGCUUGUCCCUGACAUUGAGUUUAAAAUCAACUAUAGCCGUCCUCCCGACACGGAGCGAGUUGGACGAAACUAUAUGGAGAACAGUGAUAUUGAUGGGGAUAUUGAAGAUCUACUUGCCUACUUUGAACAGCAGCUUACUGUGGAAAGCCCCUUUCCUAAGAUCUGCUCUCCUGCGUUGGAAAUGACUCAGAUGCACAUUUCAGCCUUGCCGCGGGAAAUCCUGAUGUAUAUAUUUCGUUGGGUUGUGUCAAGUGAUCUAGACAUGCGAGCCCUGGAGCAGCUGUCUCUGGUUUGCCGCGGGUUUUACAUUUGUGCAAGGGAUCCUGAGAUAUGGCGUUUAGCCUGUUUAAGAGUGUGGGGACGAAACUGCACCAAACUUGUACCCUUCAAAUCCUGGAGAGAGAUGUUUCUGCAAAGGCCACGUGUUCGUUUUGAUGGAGUCUAUAUCAGCAAGACGUCCUACAUUCGACAAGGAGAGGAAUCCCUGGAUGGCUUUUACAGGGCUUGGCAUCAUGUCGAGUACUACAGGUACCUCCGGUUCUUCCCUGAUGGUCAGGUCAUCAUGCUGACCACCCCCGAAGACCCUCUGUCUGUUGUUCCACGUUUGCGUACUAGGAACACCAGGAUGGAAUCAGUUUUGCUCGGCCAUUUUCGUCUGUCACAAGAAACGGACAAUCAAACCAAAGUCUUUGCUGUUGUCUGCAAGAAAAAGGAAGAGCAGAAAGCAACCGAGUUUCAAAGGAAUCGGUUCUGCAGGCGGAACCCAGCUCCAGAGGCUGAGCAUAGCUUUCAUGUGGGCCUGCAUUUGUCCUCUGGGGGGCGCCCUAAUGUCAGUAAGCUGGUGUGGAUCCACCAUUCCUGCCACAUCACCUACAAGCUAACUGGGGAAACCGUGGUGACAGCGUUUGACCUGGACAGGAUGUACACGCCCUUCUUCUUUGCACGUGUGAAGAGUUACACUGCUUUCUCUGAGCAGCCUCUCUAAGCAGCCUGAAGACCCGCACAUGUUCCUACAAAGACCCCAUCAGAAGUUAAUUCACCAUCUUAACCAAAUAUAUACUCAUCAGCCUGCUUUCUUUGUGCUGCAGAUGGAUGUUAAUAUAUGAAUCCUCAUGUUUCCUAUGUGCAAGCAUGUUAUGUUUUCAGGUUGGCAUAAUAGAAUACUACUUAUUUUCUGAUUUCAGAAAUUAUAGUAAUGUGCUCAGAGCUAAAAUAAUUAGCAAGCUUUCCCACCUGUUCCCAACAAUGAAUGUUGAUACUUUUUUGUUCAAAGUUGCACUUUCUCCCUCAAAUAAACAGUGGUGACACAAAACA
This is a messenger RNA of Betta splendens (Siamese fighting fish), 1745 nucleotides long. RefSeq names its product F-box protein 9 (gene fbxo9). Gene Ontology annotation, biological process: SCF-dependent proteasomal ubiquitin-dependent protein catabolic process. Gene Ontology annotation, cellular component: SCF ubiquitin ligase complex. The coding region runs from base 139 to 1416 and encodes 425 amino acids. The transcript is spliced from 13 exons. The record is from RefSeq and is a predicted model, not a curated record. NCBI's taxonomy places the organism in Eukaryota, Metazoa, Chordata, Actinopteri, Anabantiformes, Osphronemidae. Gene Ontology annotation, molecular function: protein binding.